Molecule: messenger RNA, 645 nt
Organism: Sordaria macrospora k-hell
Lineage: Eukaryota; Fungi; Ascomycota; Sordariomycetes; Sordariales; Sordariaceae
Biological process (GO): RNA processing
Cellular component (GO): nuclear exosome (RNase complex); cytoplasm
Molecular function (GO): RNA binding
Source: RefSeq, a predicted model, not a curated record
AUGGCGACCACAUCCUCCUCCCCUUCGAUGGCCAUCCCCGGCCAAUUCCUCGGCCCUGUCUCCAAGUUCCAACCCGGUCCUGGAACCCACAUCCACGAGUCGAACCUCUGCGCUUCGCUGCUCGGCGUCGUCAACAUCACACAGCCCGCCAAGGCGCCCGGCCCUGCGAAGCGCUUGAACAAGAUUAUCAACACCCAGACUUCGCCCGCCGAGCUACCGACCAUCUCAGUACUGCGCGCGGCGGGUUCGUCAGACAAGCGCGAGGUUCUGCCCGAAGUGGGCAACAUUGUGCUAUGCCGGGUGAUUCGCAUCAUGCCGCGCCAAGCGGUCGUGGCCAUCUUGAUUUGUGGCGAUACUGUUUUGGAGGCCGAGUGGCAGGGCCUGAUUAGAGUGCAGGACGUGAGAGCGACAGAGAAGGAUAGGGUGAAGAUCUACGAUAGCUUCAGGCCUGGGGAUAUUGUUAGAGCUGAGGUGAUUUCUCUUGGUGACCAAGCAAGCUACUACCUAUCGACGGCGCGUAACGAGCUUGGUGUCAUCAUGGCGACAAGCGAAGCUGGCAACACCAUGUACCCCGUCAACUGGAAGGAAUACAAGGACCCUGAAACUGGGCUUAGCGAACCUAGAAAGGUUGCGAAGCCCUACUGA